Messenger RNA from Acyrthosiphon pisum (pea aphid), 782 nucleotides. It is a transcript of the gene galla-2, whose product is annotated as MIP18 family protein galla-2. The transcript has 4 exons. The record is from RefSeq and is a predicted model, not a curated record. Gene Ontology annotation, cellular component: cytosolic [4Fe-4S] assembly targeting complex. NCBI's taxonomy places the organism in Eukaryota, Metazoa, Arthropoda, Insecta, Hemiptera, Aphididae. The coding region runs from base 112 to 573 and encodes 153 amino acids.
ACAUAAUAAUAAUAUAUUAAUAUUUAGUACAGAUCUAUAGUAUUUAGCGUAACUAACUAUAAGGAAUCAAGCAAUUACAAGUUACAACAUAUUUUAUAUUUUGUAAUAGCAAUGGGUCUAGACAACGAAAACCCAACAUUAUUUGAAAAAAGCGAAGAGAGAACAGUAAGUGAAAAAGAUUUGGAUGACAAUGAAGCUGAAGAGUUUGAUUCAAGGGAAAUAUUUGAUUUAAUUAGAGGAAUAACAGAUCCAGAACAUCCACUGUCCCUUGAAGAACUAAGAGUUGUUGAUCAAAGUUUAAUUGAGGUUGAAGAUAGCAUCAAUACAGUUAAGGUAUUAUUUACACCAACUAUCCCUCAUUGCAGUAUGGCUACAUUAAUUGGAUUAUCCAUUAAAGUUCGACUUUUAUGGUGUCUACCACCACGCUUUAAAAUAUCUGUUACCAUAACACCAGGUACUCAUGCAUCUGAACACGCUAUCAAUAAGCAAUUAGACGAUAAAGAAAGAGUGGCUGCAGCUUUGGAGAAUACACAUCUAUCAACUGUUUUAAAUAAAUGCAUAUCUACUGCAUAGCAGUAUGGCGUUGAGAUGUUACAACUAAAAGAAAAAUUAAUAGAUGUAAUUUGAUAGUACCUGAAGUCCUGAAAGAAGAAAUACAUUUUAUGUUGUAAUAUUAUUUUUGUAUAAAAAUUUCAUAUUUUAAUGUAUUUGUUUCUACUACCUAUUAUAAAUAUAACAAACUUUUAACUAUAUUAAAAAUAAAUACAAAUACUUAUUUAUUA